AUGGACCGAGGAAAUAACUCAAGAGUGACAGAAUUUGAAUUGCACGGUCUUUCAGGUCCUCGAGAGCUACAACUUUUCUAUUUUGUAUUUUUCACACUUUUCUAUUCAUCCAUUUUGUUGGGAAACCUCCUCAUUGUGCUCACAGUUCUUUCUGAACGCACCCUCCACACCCCAAUGUACUUCCUGCUCAGCAACCUUUCCUUCAUUGAUAUGUGUCUGUCCACUUUUGCCACUCCCAAAAUGAUAGUUGACUUCCUCAUGGAGCAUAAGACCAUCUCCUUUGAGGGCUGCAUGGCCCAGAUAUUCUUUGCUCAUUUCUUUGCUGGUAGUGAAAUGAUGCUCCUUGUGGCCAUGGCAUAUGACAGGUAUGUAGCCAUAUGUCAACCUCUGCAUUAUACAGCCAUCAUGAGUAUACACAAAUGUGCAGGCCUUGUGGUGGGCUCUUGGUUCAUUGGGUUUUUGCACUCAACAAGCCAGCUAGUCUUUGUAGCAAAUCUUCCAUUCUGUGGUCCAAAUAAUAUAGACAGCUUUUUCUGUGACACUCCCUUGGUUAUUAAACUUGCCUGCACUGAUACUUACAUCCUUGAGAUACUGAUUCGUUUAAACACUGAUAUACUUGGUAUGAGCUCCUUUGUGCUAUUGUUCAUCUCCUACACAAUCAUCCUGGUCACUGUGCGACGUCAAUCAUCAGCGGGCACGGGCAAGGCCCGGGCCACCCUGACUGCCCAUAUCACUGUGGUGACCCUCUUCUUUGGGCCCAGCCUCUUCAUCUAUGCCUGGCCUUUUCACAACUCCACAGGGGAUAAGAUACUCUCAAUAUUCUAUACUAUUUUCACCCCCCUCUUAAACCCCUUGAUCUACACGUUAAGAAAUAAGGAGGUGAUAUCAGCAAUGCAGAAACUGAGGAGGCAAAAAGUGAGUUCCUAA
Molecule: messenger RNA, 927 nt
Organism: Orycteropus afer afer
Lineage: Eukaryota; Metazoa; Chordata; Mammalia; Tubulidentata; Orycteropodidae
Product: olfactory receptor 4K15-like
Biological process (GO): G protein-coupled receptor signaling pathway
Cellular component (GO): membrane
Molecular function (GO): olfactory receptor activity; G protein-coupled receptor activity
Source: RefSeq, a predicted model, not a curated record